AUGCCAAACGUAGUUGCUAUCUACAUUUUUUGUGGCAACAAAGCGUGGCAUGAAGUAUGGGCAAAGAAAUGGAAAAAGAUUUUAGGUGUUGACACUGGAAUUGAUCCAAUAUGUGAAUCAAUGAAAAAGGUAAGCAUAUCAACGGAAGAUAUAAAGGUGAUCGUAGAGGAGAAAACGAAUGCGUCCUCAGGACAAACACCGAACUUCAAUUCGACAAAUCAAUCGCAGGGAUCGCCUGAACAUGUAAACGUAAUUGUAGAGAAGAAAACAGAUGCAUCCGCAGGACAAACACCGAUCUUCAAUUCGACAAAUCAAUCGCAGGGAUCGCCCGAACAUGUAAACGUGAUUGUAGAGAAGAAAACAGAUGCAUCCGCAGGACAAACACCAAACUUCAAUUCGACAAAUCAAUCGCAGGGACCGCCCGAACAUACCAAUUCUCAUCACGAAACGCCUUCGUCAAAUACAAUUCCUAAAACAACAACCACCUCUUCGGAUUCGGGAUCAACAUCAUCCACAAAAAAUACAACAAACUCAUAUGCACCUGCUCAAGAUGCUGAACAGAGUAUGUAUUGA
Messenger RNA from Adineta steineri, 573 nucleotides. The record is from the annotation of a GenBank genome assembly. Lineage: Eukaryota; Metazoa; Rotifera; Eurotatoria; Adinetida; Adinetidae.